Molecule: messenger RNA, 3066 nt
Organism: Neohortaea acidophila
Lineage: Eukaryota; Fungi; Ascomycota; Dothideomycetes; Mycosphaerellales; Teratosphaeriaceae
Product: P-loop containing nucleoside triphosphate hydrolase protein
Exons: 1
Coding region: 34-2943 (969 amino acids)
Biological process (GO): recombinational repair
Cellular component (GO): nucleus
Molecular function (GO): 3'-5' DNA helicase activity; hydrolase activity; ATP binding
Source: RefSeq, a predicted model, not a curated record
CUUCUCCCUUCCCAUGCCCUCUCGGCGGGCGCCAUGGAUCUCCUCCAUGGCCUCAAUGCCGCGCAGAAAGCCGCGGUGACGUCCGACGCAGCUGUACUUCAAGUCCUUGCUCCUCCCGGCUCCGGCAAGACCAAAACGCUGACCGCUCGCGUCGCCUACUUGAUCGCGCACCGCAGCUUGAAGCCAUGGAACAUCAUCACCUGCACCUUUACCCGCAAGGCGGCCAACGAGAUGAAGGAGAGAAUUCGCACGUUUGUGGGCGAAGAACAUGCAAAGCAGAUCAAGUUGGGCACUUUUCACGCCAUUGCCGUGCAGUAUCUUCGGCAGUAUGGCCAACAUAUCGGCCUCGGCAAAGACUUUGGCAUCGCAGACUCCUCCGACAGUAAAGCCGUGCUCAAACGAAUCAUCAAAAGGAACAGCUUUACCAUCGAGCCCGGCGCCGCCUUGUCGAGGAUUUCAUCCCAGAAAGUGCGAGGCAUCAACAGCGAGCAAUUGGCAUUGAAAGCCAAGCACAUUGAGCAACAAGAAUUCGCCCAGAUCUUCGCCGAAUACGAGACAGAGCUGAAGGCGUCAAAUCUACUGGAUUACGACGACUUACUCCUGCAAUGCUGCUUUCUCAUGACAACACACCCGCAGUGUGUAUCCAAUGUCGAGGCCGUUUUGAUCGACGAGUUCCAGGAUACGAACACGACGCAGUACGACCUCAUGCGCCUCUUCGCCCAGAAACGAAACAUGAUCACCAUUGUCGGCGACCCAGACCAGAGCAUCUAUAGCUUUCGCAGUGCCGAGAUUCAGAACCUGACCCGAAUGAAGGAGCACUGGCCGGACACGCUGACCAUCAACCUGGAGGAGAACUAUCGCUCAUCCGGCGCCAUCUUACACGCGGCCCAGAACAUCAUCGAGCAGGAUGAGAGCCGCCCUCCGAAAAAGUUGCAGGCCACUCACGGUCUGGGACUAUGCCCGGUUCUUCGUAAACUACCCACUGCGGCCGCCGAAGCAACUUGGUUGGUCUCUGAGAUCCAGCGGAUGUGUGCACUGAGUGGCAAGGUCGUGAAUCCAAGUGACUGUGCCGUCCUUCUACGCUCCGCUGCACUCUCUCGCAUGAUAGAAGCAGCUCUGAGCAAAGCAGGUGUCCCUUACCGUAUGGUCGGCGGGGUCCGAUUUUUCGAGCGUGCCGAAGUCAAGCUGGUGUUGGACUACCUCCGUGUCAUCAAUCAACCUGACAAUAAUGAGGCUGUCGAGCGAAUUAUCAAUGUCCCUUCACGUCGAAUCGGCGAUGCGACCAUCAAAGGCCUCUUGAAUGAAGCGAAAGCAAAAUCCACCAGCUUCUGGACUUUUAUCCGCGAGGUAUCACAAGGAAAGUGCCGAUCAAAGACCAAGCUUGCAGCACCGGCGGAAAAGGGCCUGGCUUCGUUCGUGAACAUCAUAUUGAGUGGACGAAGGAAAUUGACGAGCGUCGACUCAGAUAAGGUCUCGGUUGUCGAUCUCAUCAAUCUCGUCAUUAAAAAGGCGGAUCUGCAAGCUUAUCUGAAGAACCAUUACGAGAACGAGUACGAAGCUCGAUGGUCCAACAUUGAGGAACUGAUGGCACUCGCUGCGGAUGCCUGCGAUCCUGACAAAGUCCGAGCCAUGAUGCAAGAAGAGACUCUGCCUGCUAUCGAUGGCUUCGAGCAACGCGCCCCUACCGAGGAAGAUGCGCUUUCGAUCUUCUUAGCUAAUGUUGCAUUGACUGCCUCUGCGGAAGAAAAGAAGGCGGACGGGGAGGAGAGCGAGCCCGUCCAGCAAGUGACCAUCUCCACCAUCCACUCUGCCAAAGGCCUAGAAUGGCCGGUCGUGUUCAUACCAGCAUGCUUCGAUGGCUCCAUCCCUCACUCAAGAUCGGAUGACAACGAUGAAGAGCGUCGCCUGCUCUAUGUUGGAAUGACCCGGGCUCAGGCCAUGCUGUAUCUGAGUUGUCCCAUCAAAAACACUCAGCGUGAAGACACUACAAUGUCUUCCUUCCUGACUCAACCCGGUGUCGGUUCUUUCUUCGAAGAGCACGGCCCAAGCAUGUCAUUUGCGACCGCCACCGGCCUCGCUACCACACUGAAGCGUGACCGACCUUCCCAUGAUGCGUUUCAAGACGGCAAGAAAAGUCUCGAGCGCGACGAAGACGACUAUUGGCCACUGAACGGCGAGGAGCCGCCCGCAGAACGCGCCAAAUGGGACUACGGCAGAGCCGAGAAUCCUUUGCCGGCAUUCGGUACAACGCGCCCCGCAAGCUGGAUGAGUGUGAGUGCGGUCAGUAUGGGACAAGAAGGCUUCUCGUCUGCCAGUGCGACAAUGUCGGCCGGUUUUGUCAGCGUCAAAGACAAGUACGAUGAGUUGGUGGAGCGGGAUAGACUGGCCGCGAUCGACAAACGCUCACAGGUACGCCGAAAGGAGAGUGUGGAAGCAUCAAAAGGCCGCAAGAGGCAGAUUGAGGGCCAAGGCUGCAUAUCAACGUUCUUCGCAAAGCGGCGAGCGGUCGCUACCGAUUUAGAGCAAGAAAGAGACAAGUCCUUCUACACACGGGAACCCGCGUCUGUCCAGCCUGCACUGCGCGACAUCUCGAAUCUAGGUGUCCACCGCAACGUUCAUUCCCAGUCGCUAGAGCAGAACCCCUUGAGCAAGCACAAACUUCGCAAUGCGCCUUACCGGGCACCGACAACGACGACGCAAGUUCAGUCCUCGGACAGGGGUUAUGUCUUUCUGUCCAGUUCGCCGACUAAGACUGAAGAGGAAGAGAAUCAGCCGUCGGAAAAAUCGAUCUGCAACGGGACAGAGCGGGAUGUGGAUCCUGUCAAGCAGGCGAGCACUUUCCACACAACCUCUGUGCAGUCGCUGCAGCAGAAUGCGGUGCGCGGGAGGAGACUGGGUGUGCGGCCUAGCUUUAAUGGCUGGGCGAAUAGAGGGAGGAAGUAACGGCUGAUGAUAGCAUAGUAUUGGCUGGCCUUCCGAACGGCAUCACGAACGGCAUCACGAUACCCAUGUACAACUAGCGAAUAGUCAAUAAUUUCUCGUACGUCAGCUCAAGAAAGAGAAAGA